CAGUACCCCUUCUCUCCGUUUGCUCUCAAGGAAAGAUCUCGCGAUGGAUACUAAGCGAUCAAACCGCUUUCCUGAUCCUCGAGUCAAGCGCUAUCGCGUCGGUGGCAACAGCAGCUUUGGAGGCAGUGUCGGCGAGAGUGUCAAAAGUGGUCUCACCAUCAACCUCCCUUACGGCGGCAUCGCCGUCACCAUCCCGGCCGGCGGCGGCAUCAUCUACCCACCGGGAUGCACUACAAUCACUCUUCCUCUCUUCGCGAGCACUCUUGCCCUCGGCGGCGACGGCGCCAUCAUCGGCUUGACUCACCGUGAUGGCAACAUCUCGCUCCCUAACGGCACUCACGUUCUCCUUAACGGAGGUAGCAUGACAAGCCCUCCUAGCCAGACCAUCAAUCUCCCUGGCGGCAUCACCAGCACCGGCGCUACCAUCAACCUCUCAGGCGGAACGAUACUCACCGUCCCCAGCGACUACGUCUUCACGAAGCGCACUGUCGCCCUCCCCGUUUCUGAGUACCUGGAGCGGGAAUGGUCCCUUCCUGGAGACAUGAUCCUCCCUCAGGACGCCACCCUGACCAUCCCGAAGAACGGCAAUCUCGUCGUGGGCCUAGGCGGCAUCACUUCCAGCAGUGACAUCAUCUUGAACGGCAGUACCCCCUUCCCCAGGGAGGUGACUCUCGGUGCGGCCCUAUUCUUCAGUUUCAAGAUCUCGAUCCCCAAGGGCGUGCGCAUCCUGGCCGGCACCGUCGUCGGCCCGGCCACCGACCAUCUGCCCGCCGGCACCGUCAUCCCGGGAGGCAACGUGUUCCCCAGCGACACAGUCGUGUCCGCCGGCAUCCGCCUCCCCACCGGCACCGUGCUACCCGGCGGCACGACCGUCCCGCGCGGAACCGUCCUCCCGGCCGGGAUCAAACUUCCUCGAGGCGCGACUCUGCCUGCUGGCAUUACCCUCCCUGGAGGCACCACCCUUGCCAAGGGGAAUUAG
This is a messenger RNA of Phialemonium atrogriseum, 979 nucleotides long. RefSeq lists its product as uncharacterized. Lineage: Eukaryota; Fungi; Ascomycota; Sordariomycetes; Cephalothecales; Cephalothecaceae. Bases 44 to 979 code for a protein of 311 amino acids. The record is from RefSeq and is a predicted model, not a curated record. The transcript is spliced from 2 exons.